AACACCAAGCGCGCCCUCCAAUUCAUCAACAUCUCCACUCCAGAAGACACCCAAGACCCUUCAGCCCGCCGCAAAGCCCACCAACAUGCCAUGCGUGAUAUCGGCCUAUCGCGCCGCAAGCCGCGAAAGAAACGCGGUGUUACUGACAUCCCCCUCGAUCUCACACAUUUCUAUUCUGCCAUCUCAAACCACAAUACAUAUCUCCCAAGUCGUACAUCUCUACCCGUCUCUAUCUCUCCAUACCAGCCCCUCAGCCUCGGCCAAGGCGAAAUCGACCCCUUCCUCCCCUACCCCAUCCCCCUCACGCCCUCCAUCCGCGAGCUGGUCGCCCACAUCUUCCGCAACGACGCCGCCGGCUGCUUGCGCGCGCUGCGGGACGACUGGUUUCCAGUCGGUCUGGCGAGCACGGUGUCCUUCCAUCUCGUGCUGUCGAACUCGGCGAUGAGCCUAGCUUAUCUACGGGUUAAGAGCGGAGGCGGUGAGAAGGGGAUGGCGGUGGGCGAUAGCGAGAGGAGCUUGAAGCAUCUCGGAAACGCGAUCCGGGGAUUGAGUAGUGAGUUGGCGGACGAGAAGUUUAGGGGGAGCGACGAGGCGGUGGGCGCUGUGGCGGGGUUUUUGUGCCAUGAUGCAGCGGUCGGCCAGCGAGACAGCUGGCUCAAGCACCGCGAGGGCCUGAAAAACGUGCUUGAUUUCCGGGGUGGUAUAGAUGCUAUAAGCAGCAACAAGAGUCUGCGGACGACGAUAUCUUGGGUCGAGCUCCGCGGCGCCUACACCUGGAACCUCCGCCCCCAAUUCCCCCUCCCACCCGCCUGGACCUCCCUCUGCCCCCAUCUCUCACCUUUCCAACCUCAGGCACCCAGCUCCAACCACCCCAUCCUAGCAGCCUGCACCCAGCUCUUCACCCCCUCAUCCCCCUUCCUCUCCAUUUUCUCUGACCUCAUCGACUUCUCAGUCUCCACAUCCUCCACCUCCGCUGCACAGGGCCCAGAGUUCUGGAUGAAAGCCACCGACGGUGGCGGCUGGCCCGGCGUGCUCGCCCACCGCCUCCUCUCGUGGUGCCCGUUCGAUGACCUUACGACGCACAGCGCCAACCGCAAGCAUAUCGAGGAGUGCUGCCGGCUGGCGUGUCUACUGUACAUCGCGCCGGUAUGGCGGAAGUUCGGGACCGGGCCUGUGCUGACGGCGGCGCUGGUUGAGAAGCUAGUCGCGCAGUUGAGGGGGAUGUCGGAUUUGGGUGGUGAUUGGGGCGCGUUGUGGGAGUUGGAGGUGUGGGUUUUGGUUAUGGCGGGGAUGGGAGUUGAGGAGGGGGCUGUGAAGAUGGGGGAGAUUGUGGGGUUGUUAGUGGAGGUCAUGAGGGAGAGGGGAUUGCGAGGGUGGGAGGGGGUGCUGGAUGUUGCGAAGGGAGUGGUGUGGAUUGCGGAUGUGUUUGAUGGGAGC
Mytilinidion resinicola is the source of this 1437-nucleotide messenger RNA. RefSeq lists its product as uncharacterized. The transcript is spliced from 3 exons. Lineage: Eukaryota; Fungi; Ascomycota; Dothideomycetes; Mytilinidiales; Mytilinidiaceae. The record is from RefSeq and is a predicted model, not a curated record. The annotation marks the transcript as partial.